UUCAUAUUCUACAUUUUCGAUUGAUAAAAUAUGGUGAUACGAUUCAUUCAAUUCAAAAGCUGCAGCUACCUUUGAAACCAGCUGUGUUUUUGUUUGUUUCAGUUUUACCCUCUCCUCUUUUCCCUGUCUGUCUCGCUAUAAUACACACACGCCCACCACCCUUGUGGGUGUAUUCACACAUCUCUCUCCUUCCCUGCCUUCAAAGCUCUGUUUUUUGCUGCAUUAAUUCCAGAAAGCCCAGCCAUGAUUAAGAAAAUUAUUGUGAGAUUGGAGCUUUCAGAUUUCAGCGACAAACGUAAGGCAUUCAAGAGGGUAUCUACUCUUCCAGGAAUAGAUGAAAUUUCCAUAGACAUGAACAGUAAGCAACUAACAGUCAUUGGAAAGGUUGAUCCUGUGACUGUGGUAAGCAAACUGCGCAAAUAUUGGAAAACCGAGAUUAUCUCUGUAGGGCCCGCAGUUGUAGAACCCGAGAAGAAAGAGGAGGCGAAGAAGGAAGAACCUAAAAAAGAGGAGGAAAAGAAAGCGGAACCGCCUAAGGAAGAAGGUAAGAAAGAAGAGGCACCCGCACCCAAGGAUGAAACAAAGAAAGAAGAGGGGGAUGCAAAGAAGGCAGCAGAAGCACCACCACCGGCUGCACAACCCGUGAUGGUAAUGCCUUACAGGCAGUACUACUAUCCUCCAAUGAACACAUACUAUUAUGGUCACCACCACAGCAUUGAAGAGAAUCCUAAUGCUUGUGUCAUCUCUUGAAUCCACGGUGGGUCCUAUUGUAUCAUGUUUUUCUAAGGAAAGGACAUUUCUCUGAAACAGAUAUGUGUUUAAAAUUUAAACUAUGGGCCCUGUCAAUGGAGAUACUUGUCCUUUCAUUAGUAAAAAUGGCAUAUUUAUAUAUGGUAUCCCUCUUUUGUUGGUGUUGGGUUUUCUUAUUGGUACAAACCCAACUGAGGUCACAUAAAUAUAAGCCAAGAAGCUUACCAUUUGUACAGUAUUUGACGACGAUGAUGAUGUUCUAUUUUGUCUAUUCAUUAUCAAGUGUUGUGAAGAGAACCAAGUGAAAAUUGUGAAAUUAGCUUCAUUUGUGCAUUGUAUAUUUUGUAUGGGGCACUCUUGUCUUCCUAUAUUUGGAAACCAUAGUCAAUAUUAGAUGUUUAUAGCAUAACGUUUUCUAUUUGAUAGAACCUAUUUGCUUGUUCCUAAAAGAU
Molecule: messenger RNA, 1202 nt
Organism: Cuscuta europaea
Lineage: Eukaryota; Viridiplantae; Streptophyta; Magnoliopsida; Solanales; Convolvulaceae
Source: the annotation of a GenBank genome assembly